Molecule: messenger RNA, 819 nt
Organism: Theileria annulata
Lineage: Eukaryota; Apicomplexa; Aconoidasida; Piroplasmida; Theileriidae
Exons: 4
Coding region: 1-819 (272 amino acids)
Molecular function (GO): protein binding
Source: RefSeq, a predicted model, not a curated record
AUGGAAAAUGAAGAGAGUUUUAAUUCAACACAAAGUUCCCAAAACUCCCCAAAUCCACUAAACACCUCACCUGGAAACAAAGUUGUUGAUGAUAAUAAUGCAAAAAAUCUAGAUAAUCGUAAUAAUAUAGAGAAUAAUAUUAACCUCGAUAAUUAUUGUAAAAAUAAUGCUAAUGAAUCAGAAUAUAAUCAGGAGAAUGACUCAGCUGAAACCACAGCCUCCAAUACUACAGUAAAUAAUCCCUCCGAAAAUACCUUCGAUACUGAUGUUGAUAAUAAUUUAUUCGGGCUACCGUCACCUGUAUAUUAUAAAGAACGUGGUAACGAGUGUUUUAAGGAUAAUAACUAUACCGAGGCUAUUGACUGGUACACAAAAGCUUUGGAGAGGUUAGAAUUUUCAGAGGAUGAUAUUUUAAAGGCUCAAAUUUUCUGUAACCGUGCAGCAUGCCAUCAGGCACUUGGAGAAUGGGAAAAUUCAAUUUCAGAUUGUAACGACGCUCUCACCUUCAAUGAUUCAUACCCCAAGGCAUAUUUAAGGCGUAGUAUGGCAUUUGAGAAGACCAAGUUCUAUCAGAAAUCACACUCUGAUUUAGAAAAGGCACUUCAACUGGAUUCUUCAUUGGAAGAAAAGUAUUUGGUAAAGAAAACACAGCUUAAGAAACUGGCUGACGCCGAAUUUGAGACUGAGAAGGCUGAGAUGUUAGGGAAAUUGAAGGAUUUGGGAAAUAAUCUCCUGGGCAAAAUCGGACUUUCGCUUGACAACUUCAAGGUGCAGAAAAAUCCCGAAACCGGGUCCUACAACAUACAAUUUCAACAAUAA